Molecule: messenger RNA, 2340 nt
Organism: Nerophis lumbriciformis (worm pipefish)
Lineage: Eukaryota; Metazoa; Chordata; Actinopteri; Syngnathiformes; Syngnathidae
Source: RefSeq, a predicted model, not a curated record
AUGAACUGUCACAGUUCAGGAAGUGCUGUGCCUCCCGUGGGAACGACAGUGGCGGGUUGUAACAACAGCUGUCCCGUGACAUCUAUCAGUAGUAGCGUGUUGUCCAAGGGGUCGAGCACUGCCAUCGUGCCUCCCUCGUCAAACUCUGUCAUCCAAACGCCCCUCCCCAACUCGCUAGGUGUCAUCACCUCAGGUCCGACUGUGACCCCGACAUCAGGAGCUACCGUGACCCUCGUCAGACCUCCUAUGCAAACCGUGCAGUUAGGUCCAACUUUGAACGGGAACAAUGAUGGGAUUCGGACGGUUGCGCCCACGGUUAAGGUGGAGCCAACCGCCACUAACCUUCAAGUUCCAGCGCAGCAGCCUGUCACGUCUGACGCUGCAAGUGCCCCACGUGCUGCUGGUCCAGGUGGGGUCCAAACACUGACGCAACAGAUGUUGUCACCUAGGCUCCCUCUUACAUCUACCGGGCAGCCCAGUUUGCAUAACAUCCAGCUUCCCCCUGGAAUGGUGCUUGUACGCAGUGAGGCUGGACAGCUCCUGAUGAUUCAUCAGCAGGCACUGGCCCAGAUGCAGGCGCAGGCUUUAGGUGGCAUGGCACCCCGAACUGCUACGCCUAACAUGCCUCCAGGCCAGGUUCCUCUAAACACUAUCAUCAGCAGACAAGCAUCUCCGAGCACCAUUAUCCGACAGGGCUGUCCAACUCCAACAUCGUUGCCUUCCACUACUACUCUUCAUAGACCACCUGUCCUUCAUAGUUCAGUGGGGACGGCCAUACAGGGAAUGGCCCAGAGAAGCCAAACAGCUGGGACCACAGUUACUAUGAGUAAAGAGACAAUGGAGAAUGUGAACAAAUGCAGGAACUUCUUGUCGACACUAAUCAAGCUGACCUGUACUGGCAAGCGAUUAAGUGAGGCUGCCAGUGUGAAACAGCUGGUGAAAGACUUAUUGGAGAGUAAACUGGAGGCUGAAGAAUUCACCAGCAGACUAUAUAAAGAGCUUAACUCUUCACCCCAACCAUAUUUAGUGCCUUUCCUCGAGAAAAAUCUUCCCGCCUUGAGGCAACUUACACCAGACUCGGCAGCCUUCAUUCAGCAGAGUCAGCUUUCCCAGCCAGCCCCUGGCUCUGUCUUGUCCACCUCACCAAGUCCUACUACAGUUGUCCUUAGUAGCCCUGCACCUCGCCUUGCCGCUCAACUCAACAGACCCCAGCUUCAGCCAAAUGUUAGCAAACCUGGACAGACGCCGUCAAUUGUAAAGCAGCAGAGAGCAAUGCUGAGACCUCAGGUACCCUUAGCCAUGUCCCCUAUGGUGAAUAUCAGGAAUCAGGUCCCUGGUCGCAUCGUUUUGGGACAGCCGCAGGUCCAUCUUAAAGAGCUGCAACCAUGUGAGCAUAUCACUUCAGUACCUCUUGCUGACUUAAUGGUGGUAUUUUCAUUUACACUGUCCACGGUUUCCCAAUCUCUGACAGUUCCUGCGAAGUCGGUGGCGACUACCAUUUCUAGACAAAGCUCAGCUGCAGUUGUGACUACAAUGCAAAAUAAUAGGCUGAAAGAAGCAGCUGGUACUUUCAAAGAUGACGAUGACAUCAAUGAUGUAGCCUCCAUGGCUGGAGUUAACCUAUCUGAGGAAAGUGCCAACAUCCUUGCAACUGGAUCAGGACUUGUAGGAGCAGUGACACAUUCCUGUAAGGAUGAGGCUUUUCUUUCCUACGUCAUGUUACAGAGGAGAAUGCUGGAGAUUGCCCGCAGACUUGGAGUGACAGACCUCGGUCCAGAGGUAAUAAAUUUAGUCUCACAUGCUACUCAGCAGCGACUACGUGAUCUACUGGAAAGAGUUUCCCUAGUGGCCCAGCAGAAAAAUGGCAAUUUCAAGGAGGAAGAAAACUAUGAACAGAGCAGUGAUGUUCGUUCUCAGCUCAAGUUCUUUGAGCAGCUGGAUCAGUUAGAGAAACAGCGGAAGGAGGAACAAGAGAGAGAGAUUCUCUUAAAAGCAGCUAAGUCUCGAGCUCGUCAAGAGGACCCCGAGCAGCUACGUCUGAAACAGAAAGCUAAGGAGAUGCAGCAGCAGGAGCUGGCACAGAUGAGACAGAGGGAAGCCAAUUUGACUGCCCUUGCCGCCAUUGGCCCUAGAAAAAAGAGGAAGAUUCCUGAAGCGCCUUCUUCCACAGCUGUAACAGAGGGAUCGGGCUCCAUUAUUUCAGGGGGUGUUGGUUCAACGGGCUGCAGGCCCACACGGCAGCGCAUCACACGUGUCAAUCUCAGGGAUUUGCUCUUCUGUUUGGAGAACGAGAGAUUUACCAGUAGCUCCAAUUUUCUCUACAAAGGCUUUCUCAAAUAG